GAUUUGUUUAUCAAAAUGGAUACCCCUUUUGUUGCACAAGUGACAGAAGACUUAAACACAAGAAAAAUAUUACAGACAAGGGAGACAAUUAUGACAUUCACAGGAAGACCCCCUAAGGAUGCAAGUCAUAUAGAAGAAGUGAAGCAUAUGAUUGAAACCUUUCCUCAUCCAAACUUGGACGGUGUAGUUCACCAACAGAACACAGGUGGAACAGUUCCUGUAGAUAGUGAUAUUUGGGAAAGACUAUCAGAUUGGAGAUCUCUCACACAGGAACAGCAAGAUGAAAAUAAAGAGUUUUUAUUAACAAGAUUUAGUGUAGAAGAUUUACAGUUAGCUUGGGACCAGUAUUUUGUACAGAAAGGAGAACUUCCAAGCUGUUCACAGUACAGAAUCUUUAUCAACAACUGGAGAGGUAAUAAAACUAAACGAAGGACUCAGUCACUAGCUGAAAUGAUGAGAGCUUUAGAGAAGAAAGAUGAUGAAAUUUACCAAGAAAGAGAUGAGCAGCAAUUAUUACAUUCUCAACUGGAACUGGUCAAUCAUAUUUACAAUGGGCAGCUGAGGCGUGUUCAUGAUCUUGAACAAGAUAAUGAUAUCUUAAGAGACAAUGUACACCAACUUGAAAAUGAAGUAGAGCAAAAGUCAGAAGAUAUUAAUCAUAUAAGGGACAUAACUGAAGUACAGGGUCGACAUGUGUACCAGUUAAGGAGGACAAUAACACAGAAAGAUAGACAGAUAUGUGAUCAGUGCAGUAAGAUGAGGGAUUUAGAGUAUACUAAGGGGGAGUAUGGUUCGGUUAUUAAGAGGCAGAAGUUGAUGAUUAAAGAGAAGAAAGAUGAAGUGAAGGCACAGAGUGCUACAAUUAAUGAAAUAAAUGUGAAGAAUGAAGAACAGAGUGCUAUAAUUAAUGAAAUAAAUGUGAAGAAUGAAGAACAGAGUGCUACAAUUAAUGAACAGAGUGCUACAAUUAAUGAACAGAGUGCUACAAUUAAUGAACAGAGUGCUACAAUUAAUGAACAGAGUGCUACAAUUAAUGAACAGAGUGCUACAAUUAAUGAAAUAAAUGUGAAGAAUGAAGAACAGAGUGCUACAAUUAAUGAAAUAAAUGUGAAGAAUGAAGAACAGUGUGCUACAAUUAAUGAACAGAGUUCUACAAUUAAUGAACAGAGUGCUACAAUUAAUGAACAGAGUGCUACAAUUAAUGAAAUAAAUGUGAAAAAUGAAGAACUGAAUGUAGAAAAUAAAGAACAGAGUGCUACAAUUAAUGAUCUCAUUGAGCAAAAUCAUGACAAAUGUAAAACCAUAAAUGAAAUGUGUGAACAAAACAGUAAAGUAAUAGACAAUCUGAAUAGUAAGAUAGAUAUGGAAGUUCGUGUUGGGCAGACCAAAGAACAGAUUAUAGCAGAACAAAGUCAGUUGAUAGAGGAACAGAAGGCAAUAAUUGAGGAACAGAAUGAAAGAUUAAGGAAGAAUAAGAAGGAUGAUGAAGAUUUAAGAAGACAAUUGGCAGAACAAGACAGAAUUAACCAGGAUCUGUAUGAUCAGUUAAAGGAUGUUAAAAUGUUGUGCAAUAAGCUGAUGAUGAAAAUACAAGCCAAAUCACAGAAUCAGUAGAAGUUGUUAGAUUCAGCAAACUCUUGGUGCAGCUAAAUUAUUAUUUACAGUGUAAAUGUUUACUUUGUACAGUGUAUUUAUAUAUAUUGUGAAUGAAAUAACCAUAAGAAUAUAGGAUUUGGAUUACAGACUAGUGUCAUAUAGACUCUCAGGAAACUUGUGUUCUAUAAUUUAUACCAGUUUUGUUUAUUUCGUUCACUUGUUAGAGAAAUUUUAAGGGCACAGUAGACUUUAAAUAUAUUGACCUCAUUUGCGUUUUGACAAACGAAGAGUCCUGCAUUUCAGUGUACAUGCUAUAUUGUUACUUGUAGAUUUUGACUACAUAUGUAUAUCAUUUAAAUGUGGGAACCAUAUAGUUGAUAAACAUUUUGUCCAAAAACUAACCAUUCAUAGCUGUAGGAUCAUUAUGUUUAAACAAGAGCUACAUUAUGCAAAAUCUAAACAACAAUUAUAAAGUUGUUGUUUUGUUUCAUUCAUUGAACAUGUUGAAAUGGAAAAGCAAUAUUGCAUUUAAGUACAUAAAGUUCACACUCUUAAAUAUCAUAUAGGGCAUCUAUGUUUUCAAACAUUCAUACAAAUAUGUGUUCGCUUUGUAUAUUAGCAGUUACAUGUACAUACCACUGUUCCUACUGUACAUACCACUGUAAUUACUGAUAUUUUUGACAUAAGGCUGAAACCAAAAUAGUUUUGUGGUAUAAUUAGUAUAGUUAUAUAUUCAAAAUUCAGUUAAGGCCAUCCUUAAACAUUCUUUAUUUAAUGUUGCCUACACAUGCCUUGAAAGGUUGGGUAGGUAGGUAGGGAUUUUUUUAUGUGGCCAACAACAUAAGUUACAUUUUUUAGACAAGAAAACAACGUCAAGAGCAGAAAAAAAUCUUUAAACAAAAUUUGAAAUGAUUUGUAUCAUAAAAUGUUUUUGGUAGGCUGCUUUUUAGGUGGGUAGGUAGGCAACAUCAAACAAUUCAAAUUUUAUUUUUGGCCUAAAAAAGAAUUCAAUUUGUUCUGUAGGCCAGUUCAUGAUUGCAUGAUAGGAUAUAAUGUGUUGGUCUUCCUGACUGGACAGAGCUUACGAUUACAGUUUUUAUUGAAGAGUUAUUAUUGUCAUUACAGUAAUCCUUAAGCUUUGCCCAUUCCAGUCAAUACAUCAAUAACAUUUGAAUAUUCACAAAAAUACUUAUUUUAAUGGGAGAUAACUCAAAAAUAAAUUUUGGAAUGUGCAGAACAGACUUGCUGUGCAACCAUGUUAGACCUAGGAUCAUCUGUUCUGUUGUAAAGCAGCUGGAUUAAGUUUUAUGGAAGUAUUGAAAAUGUUUAUGAUUUGUUGUAAAUAAUUUGUAUACAAGAAUUUCAAAUGUAAUUUAACAUUGAUAAGGCUUAUUGAAAUUGCAUUUAAGUCAUUAAUAUUUUUGUGUCAAUAUAUAGCAGCUCAUACAUGUAUGUUAUAAUUUAGUAGUGCUAUUUUGCCUAAUGUUGUUGUAAUGCUAUGUUUUAUUCUAGCAAUGUAUAUUGCUGUUUUGUUUGUUAUAUUAUGUUUAUUGUUUUUGUAUGUCUCUUUUCCUAAUAUUAUUGUGCUGUUUCAAUUUUGUAUCAUUUAUCGAAAAUUUUAUUAUUAACAUAAUGAUCCCAGUUUAGAAUUUUGAUUUAAAAUUUUUAACUAAGUAGUAGGUUAAAUCACAAAAGAAAAGUGUAAAAUUCACCAAAAUUUGAAAGUAGCAGAAACUUUUCAAGAGGGAGUUCUCAUAAUACAUAUAGUGAAAAUUAUUUAAAAGAAAUAAUAUGCUACAUGCAUAAGUCAUAUAAAUGCACAAGAAUCCUUCAAAUAUAGUCCAACUCACUGCCACCAUUUGGGGGAGCCAGUAUUAUAACCUUACAAACAGACAUCUACACAAUAUAUGUCUCAAUUCCAGUUGAUGUGUUCAAAUUUAAAUACGCAGCAGAUUUGUUUGUUUUUCUGAAAUUUGAAAGAUUAUUUACCACCAAAUUUUAUACUUUUAUAUCCAUAUAUUAUUUGUAUAUAUUAAGAAGAAAUAUGCAGUUUAUUAUUUUUCAUCAUUUUUAUAUUUCCAAACAUGCAUGUAAUAUAUAUUGCUCGAGAUUAAGCAACCACCAAUGAAAUAAUCUAUCAUUAGGUAUCUUGACACCAGCUAUUAAUAUGACAUCAAAAGUUAGUACUGUAGAAGUAUUAAUUUCUUACAGAUUUUCCUUUAAAAAGAAAACUGUAAAUAUGUAUGCAAUGCUUUAAAAUAUAACUAAUACUGUGGAUUCGUUAUUUUUGUGGGUAGCAAUUUUUGUGGAUUUAGGAAAAAUAUAUUUUGUGGAUAUUUGAUUUUGUGAUUUUGCAAAACUCUAUAAACAUUGAUAUAAAAGAAUAUAAGCACUUUAUUAUUUGUUAAACAUUUAAAUUAGUGGUAUACCUUUACCCAUGAUAGCCAAGAAAAAUUGGUACCUCACAAAUAAUAAUGAUUCCAUAGUUUUACAAAAUAGAUAGAACCAAUUGUUAGGCUAUGAAAACUUGCCUUUUAUGCUACUGAUAAACCUGAAGAAUGAAAUUAAUUUCUAAAAAUAUGUCUAAUUUCUGAUUUUCAUAAUAUUAUCUACCUAUGAUCUGAAUUUCUUUUUCUUUUCUAUUUCAUCUUAUAUCUAUCAUGUCUUUCUAAAUGUUUUAUGAUGUAUUAAUUCUAUUUUAUUCAUAAGAAAUUUCUGAAUGUUUUAUAAAUGUAUUAAUUCUAUAUGAUUCAUAUGAGAUUUCAAAAUGUGUAAUUUUAGAGAUAUUUUUAAACUAUGAGAAAAUUUUUAGCUACAGGAAUUUAUGCAGUAUCAUCUGCACAAAAAUUUUAUGUCAAAAUAUAUUUAUAAAAUUCUUUAUUAAUUAUAUACAGUGUCUAACUUAAAUUUUUUUCUUGUCUUUGAUGUUGGAAUUUUAUACAAAAUAUUUAGAAAAAAGUAUGGAAUACUUUAUUUUUAAUAUUGAAAGUAUGUACAAUUAACUUGUUUAUGGAUAACUUUACUUUAAAAUGCAUUUGUUAGUUUCUUGGUCUUGUUUGUUUUCAAAUUAAUGUAUUACAUUUUAUUCAUACUGUGGCUGUAAUUAGUUUUUAGUUCAGAACAAUAUUUGCAAGGACUAUUCCAUGAUCUUGCACUUGCAUGGAGAUAUUUGCUUUUUUAAACUCCAAAUACCCCCAAAAUGAAAUUUCAAAAAAUUCUAUAUAAGUCUUCUUUUUUUUGUAGAAAAAUGCAACCACCCACCAUUUUUAAUUUUAUCCUCCCCAUACAAUCAUUUCUGGAACAGUCCGAAGCUAGUUGUUAUCAAAUUUGCAUGCGAUAGCAGUUUGUUGGUGCUCAGGGAAUAAUACAUUUUUGGUAAGCUGCCAGCUGGAUACAGAAAAAUUUAAUUUUCUUUCAUUAACUUCAGUUACAAAUAUUGAGAAAUAUAAUUACCUAAGUGGUAAGAAGUGCCAUAUACAUGUAUUUUUACAGACCAGUUGUAAAGUUUUAAGUCAAAAUUUUAUUCAUCUCCAUUAUUUCAUUCCAAUUCUCGUGCAGAUUUGAUGAAAAGACCCCUUCACAAUAGUUGUUAUACUGAAGCUAACAGAUAUAUUUUCCAGAUGUACUACAAAUAUUGUGAAGGGUCUUUUAGUUAUGAUACAUUUAUGUUAACAGACAGUACUUUUAAAUGCAUAUAAGGUAAAACCAUUAAAAUAUAUGAAUAUUU
Molecule: messenger RNA, 5323 nt
Organism: Mytilus californianus (California mussel)
Lineage: Eukaryota; Metazoa; Mollusca; Bivalvia; Mytilida; Mytilidae
Product: golgin subfamily A member 6-like protein 22
Exons: 7
Coding region: 16-1614 (532 amino acids)
Source: RefSeq, a predicted model, not a curated record